This is a messenger RNA of Pneumocystis murina B123, 339 nucleotides long. RefSeq lists its product as hypothetical. The record is from RefSeq and is a predicted model, not a curated record. The transcript is spliced from 4 exons. Gene Ontology annotation, biological process: RNA processing; spliceosomal snRNP assembly. The coding region runs from base 1 to 339 and encodes 112 amino acids. Gene Ontology annotation, molecular function: RNA binding. Gene Ontology annotation, cellular component: catalytic step 2 spliceosome; spliceosomal tri-snRNP complex; SMN-Sm protein complex. Lineage: Eukaryota; Fungi; Ascomycota; Pneumocystomycetes; Pneumocystales; Pneumocystaceae.
AUGGGCACAAUUGGUAUUCCUCUAAAGCUUUUACAUGAAGCAACAGGUCAUAUUGUUAGUUGUGAACUGGAUGAUGGCACAGUUUAUCGCGGAAGAUUGUCAGAAGCUGAAGAUAAUAUGAACAUUCAGCUCAAGGAUAUAACAGUUACAGCAAGAGAUGGGCGGGUUUCACAUAUGGAUUAUAUAUAUAUCCGUGGAUCUCAUGUAAGGUUUUUUGUUGUACCAGAUAUGUUAAGAAAUGCACCGAUGUUUCGGUCAAGAGCGGUGCGUGGACGAGGGAUCGGUUUAGCACGUGGCAGAGCAACAGUGGCACGUGCAAGAGGACAACAGAGAAGAUAA